AAAAGGCCCCGCCCCUUCUGUCCUAGCGCCCCGGAGUCCCUGGAGGCUGCCAGGAGCCUCCCGCUGGCAGAGCGCUGCCAGCGGGUAUUUGCAGGUGUGGGCCUGGCUGAGCACUCUCCGCCUGCUUAUCUGCUGGUCUUCUCGCUGGCGGUCCAGUCCCAGGGCGAGAACUUGGACCCGCGAGGUGCAUCGCCGGAGUCCGCGCAGUGCUCAUGGACGUGGCAGGGGACCCCGAGGGCCCAGGGCCCCCAGGAGGUGAUGGCCCUCCAGGAAGUGCAAGAGAGACACCCAGCCGGCUUUCCAGAGAACAGCUUUUUGUAUUGAUAUCGGCAGGUUCCCUUAACUUAGGUUCUAUGAUGUCCUAUUCUAUCCUUGGACCCUUUUUCCCCAAAGAGGCUGAAAAGAAAAAAGCCAGCAAUACAGUUAUCGGUAUGAUCUUUGGAUGUUAUGCUUUGUCUCAAUUGCUGGCAUCUUUGGUAUUUGGAAAAUAUCUUGUACAUAUUGGAGCAAAAUUUAUGUUUGUAGCAGGACUGUUUGUCUCAGGAGGAGUUACGAUUCUCUUUGGUUUAUUGGACCAAGUUCCAGAAGGACCAAUAUUUAUUGCUAUGUGUUUUCUGGUGAGAAUAACAGAUGCAAUAAGCUUUGCUGCAGGAAUAACUGCAUCUUUUUCUAUCCUCGCAAAGACUUUUCCAAAUAAUGUGGCCACGGUAUUGGGAAGUCUUGAGAUAUUUUCUGGACUAGGACUAGUGCUAGGGCCUCCUCUAGGUGCCUUGUUGUAUCAAUCCUUUGGCUAUGAGGUGCCUUUUAUUUUUCUGGGAUGCAUAACUUUGCUGAUGGUACCACUCAACAUGUGUAUUCUACCUAAUUAUGAGUCUAAUCCAGGUAAACACUCAUUCUGGAAACUCAUCACUCUCCCCAAGGUUGCCCUUAUCUCCUUUGUCAUCAACUCGCUUAGCGCUUGUUUUGGCUUCCUGGAUCCUACCCUGUCUCUCUUUGUUUUGGAGAAGUUUAAUUUACCAGCUGGACAUGUGGGACUGGUCUUCCUGGGUUUGGCACUGUCCUAUGCCAUUUCUUCACCACUCUUUGGUCUACUAAGUGAUAAAAUGCCACAUCUAAGAAAAUGGUUUCUGGUUUUGGGGAACUUAAUCACAGCAGGGUGCUACAUGCUGUUAGGACCUGUCCCAGUCUUGCACAUUAAAAGUCAGCUUUGGCUGUUGGUGCUGAUAUUAGUCAUAAAUGGCAUCUCGGCUGGCAUGAGUAUAAUUCCAACUUUUCCGGAGAUUCUCAAUUGUGCAUAUGAAAAUGGAUUUGAAGAAGGAUUGAGUACCCUGGCACUGGUGUCAGGUCUGUUCAGUGCCAUGUGGUCAGUUGGUGCUAUUAUAGGACCGACGCUGGGUGGAUUUCUGUAUGAGAAAAUUGGUUUUGAAUGGGCAGCAGCUAUACAAGGACUGUGGGCUCUGACAAGUGGAUUAAUGAUGGGCUUGUUUUAUCUGCUGGAGUACUCAAGGAGAAAAAGAGUGAAAGUUCCAAAUACCCUGGGCACAGAGGAGGAACGAACUGCUCUCUUGUCUGAUGAAAUCUAGCCUUGAGUAUCUGGGAUUGAUACAAGGUUUGGAGAUGGAGGUGCCUUGCCUUGAACAUUAAAGUGGCAAAGUGAAAAGUUUUCUUAACUUUAUGCACAGAAUUCCAUGAACCCUACACCAGCAUCCUGGAAGUGUCCACAUGUUUUUGUAUGAUCUGUGUUGUGCCACAUUCACUAUUGCCCUUCAAAUCUGGCUUGCGGAACAAGCCAGAUUAGAAGCAUUCAGUUCAGAAGAGUAGUUGAAAAUCAGAAGAAGUUGGUGUUUUAAAGUGACCAAACUGAGCCUUAAGAUAUUAUUGACUCUGGGUCUGCUGUUUCCUCUGAUUACUUUCCGUUCUAAAUGCACUGAUUCUGUGAAUGUACCUUUUUAUAUUAACAGGGUAAGAAAUUAUAUGCUUAAGGGAAAUAAUUGAUAUGGUUAAAAUAAUAUAAAGAUGAUUCAGUAUAUGUAGAACAAUAACUAUAAAUUCAGUUUGUAAAAUAUAUGCCUUAUCUGUGUCCUGAGAUUUUCUUGUUGAAAGGCUAAAUUCCCACCUACCGUGUAAAAACUCUAUCAUUUCCUGGCCCUCAGCUCUUCUAAAAAUUUUGUUUGUAUGGAAGGUACAAGAAUAACAUUACUCGAGACUUUCAUUUUUGUAACAUGCUUUCAAUUAUGAUCUGGAUUUAUAAACAGUGCUUGGUAUAACAUUGUUCAUUUCCCUUAAUGUCACUGUGUCAGUUCUACCAUUUGUUUUUUGUUUGUUUUUGUUUUUUAAACAUAUUCCUAUAAUCAUCCAUUCCUAGAACAGGUGACCUCACACGAGUGCUUGUUAUAUGAUAGGGAAAGGGUUUCUCCGACUUCCUGUAAAAUCCAUGCUGUUGCUUGAAGUGAGACAAUUUCUAUUGUGCAACUUGCAUACCUCCUGAUCCAUUUUUGUGGUGUAGUAGACACAUUUCCUUUUAAAAAAAAAUAGAAGAAAUGGUUUUAUCUAUUUACGUAUUCAAAAUUAUUUAUUGAAUGCCUUCUCUGAACUGACACUGUGGUAGGUGCUGGGGAUUUCACUGUGAUGAAGAUAAACACAAUCUCUGCCUUUAUUUUUUUUAAAUCUAAUAUUGCAGUGGAAGGGACAAAUAAUAGAUAAACACCAGAAUCUCUAAUUAUCUCACAGAGAUGCUAGGAAGGAAAACAACAUGGUGAAGUGAGAGAGGAAUUUUCUGGCGUCGGUUAAGUGUGGGGUCUUAAUUUCGACAAAGACAAAGCUUCUCCAUGGAGGUGGGACUUUUGAACUAAGAUCUGAAAUGUGAGAGUGAGGCAGCCAUUCUGAGGGGAGAGCAGACAAAAGGGCCUGACAUGGUCAAAAAUGACACAGUGGACCACAUGCCUGGAGUCUCUAGUAAGCAGAGAAGAUUGGGGAAGUGGAGGGUCGCCAGACUUUGAUUGAUAUUUCAGGAAGGUCAUUGUGUCUUCAUGUGGGUGUGAAUGGGGACGUGAUUUAGCAGGGUUGGAGGGAGAGCUUUGGAAGCUUUGAGAGAGACAGUGGUUUGGAUCCGGGAGGUGGUGGUGCAGAUGGAGAGCAAAGGGUUUUGUUUGGAAGUGGAACAAACAGGACUUGCUGGCGUGGAGGGAGAAGGGGAGAAGAAUUUAGGGUGACUCCUAGGUUUUGGCAUGAAGGUAUGGGUGGAUGGCAGUGCCUCUUAGUGAGAUGGGGAAGAUUAGGAGGAA
This is a messenger RNA of Rhinolophus ferrumequinum (greater horseshoe bat), 3284 nucleotides long. RefSeq names its product solute carrier family 18 member B1 (gene SLC18B1). The record is from RefSeq and is a predicted model, not a curated record. Bases 213 to 1583 code for a protein of 456 amino acids. Lineage: Eukaryota; Metazoa; Chordata; Mammalia; Chiroptera; Rhinolophidae. Gene Ontology annotation, biological process: transmembrane transport. Gene Ontology annotation, molecular function: transmembrane transporter activity. The transcript has 14 exons.